AUGAGAUCUUUAUUCAGUGCUUUACGUGAGAACGACGUGAAGAUUGCCAUUUGUACGGCAGACAAUAGAGAGAACACCACGAUUAUGUUGCGGUGGUUCGGUGUUGAAGAACUCGUCGAUAUCAUCGUUUGUGGUGACGAUCCCGGUUCGAAACCAAAACCUCAUCCUCAUAACGCUAUCCUGAUAUGUCGAGUUCUUCAGGUGGCGCCUGAGAACGCUGUCAUGGUUGGUGACACUCUGGCUGAUCUUGGGAUGGCUAGAGCAGCUGGAUUAGGCGCUGCUGUAGGUGUUCUUUCCGGAGUUGGUGGCCUGGAUCACCUCGAGUCGCAUGCGGACAUCUUG
Molecule: messenger RNA, 342 nt
Organism: Ostertagia ostertagi
Lineage: Eukaryota; Metazoa; Nematoda; Chromadorea; Rhabditida; Trichostrongylidae
Source: the annotation of a GenBank genome assembly